Molecule: messenger RNA, 1864 nt
Organism: Osmia lignaria (orchard mason bee)
Lineage: Eukaryota; Metazoa; Arthropoda; Insecta; Hymenoptera; Megachilidae
Product: glycerol kinase 5
Biological process (GO): glycerol-3-phosphate biosynthetic process; glycerol metabolic process; triglyceride metabolic process
Cellular component (GO): mitochondrion
Molecular function (GO): kinase activity
Source: RefSeq, a predicted model, not a curated record
ACUCGCUGAACGGAGCAUGCGUGCUGCGCUACGUUCUACUUAAAAUACCGAGCACACGCGAUAAACGUGCCCAGUUCGCCGCGCGUUUUCGUACCAUCCUCUCUGACACGUUGAGUGGUUUUCGUGAACACGUGGAUCUAUUCAAUUGAAACAAUAGAAUCGUCGGGCUCGAAUGUGACGAAUAAUUUCAUUUAAAAAAAUUUAUUCUUUUGGAAGAAUGAAAUAUAUCGGAGCCCUCGACGUCGGGACCACCACUGUACGUUUUCACAUCGUCGACGAACAAGCAACCACCGUCGCCUCUUCUGUCGAAAAGGUGCAACUACUAUACCCAAAUCCUGGCCACGUGGAAAUAGAUCCAGACGAAUUAUGGAGGAUUAUAGUGGACGUAAUUAAAAACACUCUGAAAGACAGUGGGAUAAAAGCAGAAUCGAUUGUUUCCCUUGGAAUAUCUACGCAACGAGGCAGCUUCACGACAUGGAACUUGAAAGACGGAAGGCACUAUCACAAUUUUAUAACAUGGAAGGACGUGCGUGCCGAUUCAAUGGUGAAAGAAUGGAACUCCUCGAUAUCCAUGAAAGGAUUGAGAUUAGGAUCGCAAAUUUUGUACACGCUUACCAGGAGGAAGCGAUUUUUGGCCGCUAGCGUUUUUAAAUUUAUGAACACACAGAUGACUCUGAAGUUAUUAUGGGCGUUACAACACGUGCCAGGUUUGCAAGAGGCAACGAAUAAUGGAAAUGCUGUUUUCGGAGGCCUUGAUUGCUGGCUUUUGUAUAAACUCACCGGAAGACACGUGACGGAUGCAUCCAGUGCAUCAGCCACCGGACUUUUCGAUCCAUUCACGAUGAGUUGGUCCAGUGUACUGAUAAACCUACUGAAACUUCCGUGUAAUAUCUUUCCGGAAGUGCUAGACACAACAGGAAACUUUGGCGUCACUCCAAAAGAGAUAUUCGACGUCGAAAUUCCGGUACUUUGUUCAAUGGCAGAUCAAUCGGCUUCCCUGUUUGGUUCAGGAUGCAUUCAACCAGGAGAUUUGAAAAUAACAAUGGGAACUGGUACCUUUCUGAAUGUUAACACUGGAGCAAAACCACAUGCAUCUAUCUCAGGAUUAUAUCCUCUAGUUGGAUGGCGAAUUGACAACGAAGUAGUAUAUGCAGUGGAAGGUGCAUCGAAUGACACAGGUGUUCUGGUCGAAUGGGCAAAAAAGAUAGGUAUUAUUAAUACUGCUGAUGAGACAGCAAGUAUUGCUAAUUCAGUAGACGACUCUGAUGGAGUGUAUUUUGUUCCUGCGUUUAGUGGACUGCAAGCUCCUAUAAAUGAUUAUUCAGCAGCCACUGGUUUCAUUGGUAUAAAACCAACGACAGAGAAGAAUCAUAUUGUUAGAUCGUUAUUGGAAAGUAUCGUUUACAGGAUAUUACUCCUUUACGAGUCCCUCUGUGCAGAAACCUGUUUCACUUAUCAUAGAAUACGCGUCGACGGCGGAGUGUCUAGGAACGAUUUUAUAUUACAAUUAUUGGCCGAUUUAACAGGCUUAGAAGUGGAACGAGCGACCAGCAUAGAAAUGUCUGUUUUAGGCGUUUCUUUCCUAGCUGGUUUGCAAUGCGGAGUUUGGACGGACCAAGAAGACGUUCUGAAACUUCGAAAGACAGAGAAAAUAUUUAUACCAAAUGAAGAGAACAGAUUAAAAUACCAGCCAAUAAUUGCUCAAUGGAAACGAGCUUUGCAGAGACUCAGCCAAUGGUAUUAAAUUUAUUGCCAAUAAAUUGAGACUUGAUUUUCUCUACGAAACAUAUCAAUUGUAAUAUCAUUAGGUAAACGAAAGUGAUUUGGUAAUAAUUGUAAAUAAAGAUGGUAUUUUUGUUAAAAA